Molecule: messenger RNA, 2056 nt
Organism: Orbicella faveolata
Lineage: Eukaryota; Metazoa; Cnidaria; Anthozoa; Scleractinia; Merulinidae
Cellular component (GO): nucleus
Molecular function (GO): cis-regulatory region sequence-specific DNA binding
Source: RefSeq, a predicted model, not a curated record
UACAAAAUGGCUGCAGAUUUGGGAAUACUAAAAUGAUAUGAGCUAAGAAAGCAAGAUUUAGGAAAAGAUCGGUUGAAAAAAUCUAUGGCGAGACGAAAUGGCCAAAGGUACAACGGUUCGACAAAGGGAGAAAAAGAAAUCUUACUUGACAAGUAAGAAUUUCACGGACUCUACAGUUGGCAGUUCUACUUCGAGCGAUGUUUCGCCAAUCAACGAGGAUCUUCACAACCAAAGUCUUUGGGGAUAUUGUGUUUUUGCCAUUCUACUGUCAGUUGGCAGCGUUUCACUGUUUUGUUUGAAAAAUACUGAGUUGUUUUCUCGAACAUGGAGAUCAAUCCAAGUUUCACACAGAUUUUACAGCAGUGCAGAUCAAAACGCUGUAGAACUUCCGUGUAACUUCGGAGACAACUUCACCGUUGAUCGCCGCUCUGAUCUAAGCCUGGAGGAAUUCAUCCGUUGCUAUGAUGCCAAAAGACCAGUUGUUAUAACAGAUGUUGUUAGAAACUGGAAAGCUAUGAACUGGACUAAAUCAUUCCUUGUCAGUAACUAUGGAGACAAGAGAGUAUCAAUGAAAGCCACAGAGGGUCCUUUAAACAAAGCCCAGGGAUUUGCCGUUCCUUUGAAGACUUUUGCAGAACAUGUACAUGAAGGCCAACCUGAGGUGUGGACAUAUCUGGAAGAUGAGCUGUUUAUAGAAAUGAAUCCAGAACUGAGAGAUUAUCUAGGGCAGCCUGUCUAUCUGAAGGAAGAUUUUUUCCAGUUGUUACCAAAAGAGAUUCGACCGUGGAAUGCCAUGCUUUUGUGGGGUACAGCUCAUUCAAGGUCAUCUCUUCACAUAGAUCCUUACAACUGGACUGGCACAAACGCUGUUUUAUCUGGAAAGAAAAUGUGGAAGCUUUAUCCUCCUGGACAAGACCACUUAUUGUACGUCAGACAACAUCAACGCUGUGGAUUCCCUCUGGAUUGUUGGAAAUACAAUAGUCCAAUAGAUGCAUAUAACCCAGACUACAAACAGUAUCCAAAGUUUAGGCAAGCAAAAGCUAUCUCUUUUACUCAGGAAGCUGGAGACCUUUUCAUCAUUCCUACAGGCUGGUUUCACCAGGCAUACAACCCUGUGGAAACGAUGGCUAUUAGCAGUCAAGUGAUGAAUUCACAGAAUUACAAAUUGGUUCUAGACGAGAUUUACAAAGGCGGAGAAGUAGAUCGGAAGAAACUGCCGGGAAUUUUUGACAGUUUAUCCGCGAGAGAACAAGUUGAAGCUGUUGUGAAGAUUAUUCCAAAGGAUAUCAUCAGAAAAGGGAAGAGAGUGACAGAGGACAUUCUGAAUCAACUCAAGUGGAAUGGAAAGGGCAAACGACACAAGAAAUGAAUGAUUCAAUACUUGAAGCCAUCGAAGAGAAAUCACCGAGAAUUGUUUGAGCCCGCGGUGUUCAGCGGAGAAGUUGCUUAGCAACUUAACGUGUCCUAAGCCGACGAGUUGAAGGAGUGACUUGGAGUGCUCGUGCUUUUCUUGGUCUGUUUAUGAUUGGACAAUAAGACCCGGGAGCUCGUCACCGAGGAUUCAGCGAGUAUUCUCGGAAAACGGCACUCUCUUAUACCCUUGGCUGACAUACAUAAGAAAAGGAAGAUUCACAAGUCCUAAAGACAUGUAUAUUAAACAUUAAAAAUUAAAUUUUAGGUAAUCAUUGGAAAUGAAAUUUCACGCGAAAAGUUAAAAAUGCGAUAACAAUUUUUUUUCUUGUGGCGGAUGUAGAGAAAUAAGUUGAUACUGUCAUUUGGACUCUGUUUUUUUGUUUGUGUGGCAAAAGAAAAGAUUGUCACAGCUAUCUACAUGCAUCUGUAAUACAUAGAAGUGUUUUUUUUUUUUCUUCAAACGUGCAUACAAGUUAAGUUUAUAUGUUCUUCUGUUUUUAGCGUUUACUUAAUGCUUACUCGACAAAAUUCAUUCUUUGACAUCAGCCAGAUCGCCUCAUGCCAAGACUUUGAGAGAUUCUAGUCUUACACAGCAAAACAUUUUAAAGAAUUUGUAAAAUAAAUCACGAACUAAAGAAAAACA